Molecule: messenger RNA, 609 nt
Organism: Parascedosporium putredinis
Lineage: Eukaryota; Fungi; Ascomycota; Sordariomycetes; Microascales; Microascaceae
Source: the annotation of a GenBank genome assembly
AUGAUUGCCGGAGACCCGCAACUCCGCAGCCAAGAUGGAACCUCCCGCGGAAUUUGCCAUCGCUGCAAUGGCAACGGCGCCGGUGGUGCGCCUUGUGAUUCCAGAGACACCUCUGAACUACCGGCCAAGGUGUGUCCCGGAGGCAUCCGGGCGACCAUCAUCUUCCCAUCAUGCUGGGACGGGAAGACGCUCGACAGCGCCGACCACAUGAGCCACGUCGCCUACUCCCCGAGUCGAAACGUCCUCGCCAACGACGCCUGUCCUAGCUCGCACCCCGUUCGAAUCCCGCAGCUCAUGUAUGAGAUCCAGUGGGACACGAAGCAGUUCAACAACCCCGAGUAUUUUGAGGGUGGGAAGCAACCUUUUGUCUACAGCUAUGGCGAUCCCACCGGUCAUGGCCAGCACGGAGACUAUCUCUUCGGUUGGAAGGGCGACGCCCUGCAGCGCGGCAUGGACGCGACUUUGGGAAAUGACUGCGUCAAUGACCUCUGCCCUAUCUUGGAGACGCAGUCUAGCGAAGAUGCUUCCAAAUGCGUGAAGGAUACGCAGGUGGGAGGCGAAGAUGUGGGGCUCACGACGCUCCCCGGCGAUGUGCUGGUUACUUAUUAA